Phaethon lepturus (White-tailed tropicbird) is the source of this 1190-nucleotide messenger RNA. RefSeq names its product unc-93 homolog B1 (C. elegans) (gene UNC93B1). Gene Ontology annotation, molecular function: Toll-like receptor binding. The annotation marks the transcript as partial. The record is from RefSeq and is a predicted model, not a curated record. Gene Ontology annotation, biological process: toll-like receptor signaling pathway; toll-like receptor 9 signaling pathway; toll-like receptor 7 signaling pathway. Lineage: Eukaryota; Metazoa; Chordata; Aves; Phaethontiformes; Phaethontidae. Gene Ontology annotation, cellular component: lysosome; endosome. The transcript is spliced from 8 exons.
UGAAGUACAGCAACAUACAACUGGAGGACAUCGACCGCAAGGUGCUGAUGGGCAUCAACGUCACCCCCGUCGCAGCACUGCUCUAUACGCCCGUUCUCAUCAGGUUUUUCGGCACCAAGUGGGCCAUGUUCCUGGCGGUGGGGAUCUACGCCCUCUUCGUCUCCAGCAACUACUGGGAGCGCUACUACACGCUGGUGCCCUCCGCGGUGGCCAUUGGGGUGGCCAUCGUGCCCCUCUGGGCUUCCAUGGGCAACUACAUCACACGGAUGGCCCAGAAGCACUACGAGUACGUCAACUACAAGGAGGAGCACGUGCAGGAGCAGCAGCGGGCACCACGGGGCGCCUGCAAUGUCUACAUCAUCAUUUUCCAGACCAUCUUCUACGCCUGCUUCCACCUGAGCUUCGUCUGCGCUCAGAUGCCCACGCUCUUCUUCCUCAACAACUACCUCUACCAGCUCAACCACACACUCUUCGGGGUCAAGCACUGCGGGACCCUGAGCCACGGCACGCUGCCUGGCUUCAACAAGACGGUGCUGCAGAGCCUGCCCCGCAGUGUGAACCUCAUCAUUGUGGAGAGCGCCCUGAUGGCGGCUGCCUUCCUCGCCAUGCUGGUGGUCCUGGUGCUCUGCGGCUCGGCAUAUCGGCCCACGGAGGAGAUAGACCUGCGCAGCAUCGGCUGGGGGAACAUCUUCCAGCUGCCCUUCAAGCAUAUGCGGGACUACCGCCUGCGCCACCUCUUCCCCUUGUUCAUCUACAGUGGCUUCGAGGUGCUCUUUGUCUGCACUGGCUUCUCCCUGAACUACGGUGUCUGUGCCCUGGGGCUGGAGAAGCUGGCGUACCUCCUCAUGGCCUACGGCUUCUCUGCCUCGGCCUGCUCCAGCCUGGCCCUCUGCAUGCUGCGCCUGCGGCGGCAGAUCCCACUGCUUGCCGGAGCCCUCAUUCACGCUGCCCUGCUGGUGACUCUCUUCUGCUGGGCACCUGAGCCCCGGCACCUGGUCCAGGCACCCCUGCUCUAUGCCAUAGCCGUGCUCUGGGGCACGGGGAGCGCCCUCAACAAGACCAGCAUUAGUAUCCUCCUGGGCAUGCUGUACGAAGACAAGGAGCGCCAAGAUUUUGUCUUCACCAUCUACCACUGGUGGCAGGCCCUGGCAAUCUUCACCGUCUACCUGUGGUCAGGGCUGCCCAUGAAG